Messenger RNA from Morus notabilis, 571 nucleotides. RefSeq names its product G-type lectin S-receptor-like serine/threonine-protein kinase At5g24080. Bases 25 to 411 code for a protein of 128 amino acids. Lineage: Eukaryota; Viridiplantae; Streptophyta; Magnoliopsida; Rosales; Moraceae. The transcript is spliced from 2 exons. The record is from RefSeq and is a predicted model, not a curated record.
GUUGGUGGUCGGAGGAACCUUGACAUGUCUUAUGAUGCAGAGAACUUUUUCUAUCCUGGAUUGGCUUUUAAGGAGUUGACAAAUGGAAUGCCAUUAGAAGCCGGGGAUAGGAGACUACAAGGCGCAGUGGAAGAGGAAGAACUCAUAAGAGCAUUGAAAGUGGCAUUUUGGUGCAUACAAGAUGAGGUUAUCAUGAGACCUACAAUGGGGGAUGUGGUGAGGAUGUUGGAAGGAUCAAUGGACGCCAACAUGCCGCCGAUCCCGCAGACAGUUUUGGAGCUGGUUGAGGAAGGCUUAGAUCAUGUGUACAAAGCCAUGAAGAGAGAACUCAAUAAUUUCAGCUCCUUCACCAUCACCAGCCACCCUUCUUCUCGUGCUACGUGUAGUUACUCCACAAUGUCCCCUAGAUAAUCAAAAUUUGAUUGUCAAAGAAAAAAAAUUUUGAUUUUUGAACAAUGCCAUCUUGAAGGUGUCCGCAAGCCUAAAUUUUGUAAAUGCAAAUCUUGGUUUUGCAUUCUCUUUCAAUGUGAUAAAAUCGUUCUAUACUUGAUAUUAAACACAACUAUAGAAG